ACAGUUCAGGCAACCCCUAAGGUCAAAGACGUUGGGUUCAGCUGGAAAUCAUGUGGCCCUGCGGAUCAGCUUGUGGAAAUCCGCAACUUGACAAUCUCCCCAUCACCGCUGUUCUUUCCUGGCCCAUUGACUUUUGGCUUUGAUAUUCUGUUCCAUGAUUCAAUCCCUGAAGAUGCCAGAGUGUCAUCAGAUAUGCUGCUGGAAUACAGUGGACGGACAGGAACCUGGGUGAAGAUCCCAUGUAUCGGCCAACUGGGGUCUUGCACCUAUGAGGAUGUCUGCUCAAUGUCCCAGGCCAUUGUUUGCCCUGAUGAACUCAAGAAGAGGGGGAUCCCUUGUACAUGUCCUAUUGCCAAGGGAGAGUAUGUUCUUCCCAGUUUUGAAGUGGAUGUUCUGGCUUCCGUUUUCCUGUCAGGUGACUACCGAGCACAGGUCACCUUUAAAGACAGCACCAAGGGCCAGAUUGCUUGCUAUAAUGUCACAUUUACAGUUGGUUAA
This is a messenger RNA of Candidula unifasciata, 498 nucleotides long. Lineage: Eukaryota; Metazoa; Mollusca; Gastropoda; Stylommatophora; Geomitridae. The record is from the annotation of a GenBank genome assembly.